This is a messenger RNA of Sugiyamaella lignohabitans, 1095 nucleotides long. It is a transcript of the gene TLG2, whose product is annotated as Tlg2p. Gene Ontology annotation, biological process: intracellular protein transport; vesicle fusion; vesicle-mediated transport. NCBI's taxonomy places the organism in Eukaryota, Fungi, Ascomycota, Dipodascomycetes, Dipodascales, Trichomonascaceae. The record is from RefSeq and is a predicted model, not a curated record. Gene Ontology annotation, molecular function: SNAP receptor activity; SNARE binding. The coding region runs from base 1 to 1095 and encodes 364 amino acids. Gene Ontology annotation, cellular component: endomembrane system; membrane; SNARE complex. The transcript has a single exon.
AUGUUUCGAGAUCGUACAAAUUUGUACAUUUCAUAUAGACAAUCAUACGCGCACCAUCCAAUCCCUUCAACUUCAAUAAGAGAUGUUCCUGAAGAGCAACAGGGGUUAAUUGGCGGCGCUGCUGCUCCAGGGACUAGUAAUGGUUACGAUAUGAUUGGUAUAGAGAUGGACCUGCUUCCGCCAUCAUGGGUAGAUGUUUCGAGUGAAGUUGAUGAAAGGCUGUCUGAUAUCAAGCGACAAAUUAGCCAGUUAGACACCUUGCAUCGGAAAAAUGCACUACCAGGAUUUGAUGAUAGAACUUAUGAAGAAGAACAGAUUGAAAAGUUGACAUUUGAAAUCACCAGCGGGCUACAUGAAUGUCAGUCACUGAUAAAGAAGUUUGAUGCUAUGUCGAACUCUGGUGGAUCUACAGCAGAGGUUAAAAUGAGCUCCAACAUGAAGAUUUCAAUGGCCACCAAAGUCCAAGCAACAUCUAGUACAUUUAGAAAGAUGCAAUCAAAUUACUUGAAAGCACUACGAAAAGAUAGUGGAAUCUCAUCAUAUACCCCAUUGAGGCCACAAUCACCAGCCAUUGGUUCCAGCAGCAGCGGAGGAGCUAGUGGUAGCGGUAAUGGAAGUUACGAUCCAGUGGCGGAAGACGAAAUGGAUGUCGCGUUUUCUGAAAACACUUUGCGCCAGCAAGAGCAAAAGCAGUCGUUAAUUGCAACAGAGGAUACGGAAAUUCGCCAGAGAGAGCAGGAAAUUACAAAAAUUGCCCAGGGCAUUCUGGAACUGGCAGAUAUAUUCAAGGACCUACAAACAAUGGUGAUAGACCAGGGUACUCUCCUGGAUAGAAUUGAUUACAAUGUCGAGACCAUGUAUACCAAUGUAAAGCAGGCUGACAAGGAGCUCAUACAAGCCACGCAUUAUCAGAAAAGGACGCAGAAGUGUAAAGUUAUAUUGCUUCUGUGUUUAAUCAUUGUUGGGCUCAUUAUUGUGCUCGUGGUAAAACCAAAGAGACAUUCACAGCCAGCACCAGCACCAGCACCAGCACCAGCACCUGUGCCAGCACCUGUACCGCCACCAGUGCAGCCUCCAGACACCGAAAAAAUAUAG